GUUCACGAAGAGCAUAAAGUUCACACGAUUCACUAUAUCGUUUAAGUUAAAGUAACAGUAUUGAAUCAAGUAUUGAACUUAGUUAACGUGCGCAAACGCUUCAAGAAUCCUAAGUUUAACAUCCGGAAGUCUUCUUCAAAGUUUUCUGUUAAACAGAUUUAACAGUAAUAUCUGGAUUAGGAAACAUUUAAACUUUGAGUGGACUUCUAAAAGACACUUUAAGCACUCGAAUGUCGACAUCGCAAAAUUUGCAACCGCCUACACUGAUAAUUACAAACAGUGAGGAGGAGAUAAUAACAACAGAGGAGGAGAAUUCGUCAUUGAAUAAUAAUGCGAUAAACGUCACUUUACUCAAAAUCGAGGAAGACAAAUAUAGCGGUCUCUCGAGCAUCUUUGACUCUUCUAUUGACAGUUCUGACGAAUCGAAUAAAUUUUCGGACGAACGCAAGGAAUUCGUAACAAAAUGCAAACAAGAAUUAAACAGCAGCAAAUUACCAGAACACUUCGAACAGUGGAAAAUCGAGAAGCAAUACGAUCACUUAAUAAAAAAUAUCGGCAAAUACUUCCCGAACAUACCCGACUCCUUGAGAUACGUCUUGCCAGCGAUCUUCGAAAAUGGAGACUGUGGACGAGAAGCAAAUGCGAAACCGGAUUGGCUGAUCAUGGAUAAAUUUUAUCGCGGACAGCGCUUUGCCCAGCGUUAUUUCAGCAUGAUUGCCAUAAGCAACUUGAUGGGUCUGAUGCAGAUAUUUAGCUUUUCGGACGGACUAAAACCGCUGAUCCUCAGUCAGAAGUCAAACACUCCGUACCGCGCCUUCGAGAGGUAUCUCAGGACGAUCAAGACCUUCAGGAACUGGUACACGAGCGAUCCUUGGUGCGAAGGAACGCCAGCCUAUCGCGAUAUCCAGAGAGUGCGAAAGUUACACUGCGCCAUGAGACGGAAAUUGUGUGGAAAAAACUUCGAGGAGAUCGACCAAGGCAGUAAGAUUCAAAACGCGUGGUGUCCUGUACUGGGAAAGAUCACGAAAGACUUCGCGGAUUCGUGCCCGAUGGCGAAGAACCAGCAGUGUCCUUACACGAUGACGAGAACGAGAGGCCUGAACCAGGGCGACAUGUCAGGCACGCAGUUCGCUAGCAUGGGUCUGAUAGUGCUUUAUCCGGAGCAGUUCGGAAUACACGACGCUAGCGACGAGGAUCUGGAGGCUUUCUGUCACCUCUGGCGCGGGCUGGGCUACCUGCUGGGCAUCGAAGAUCACUACAACUUCUGCCGCGGUAGUUUGAAGGACGUGCGCCAGCGAACUGAAGACUUCAUCGAGCACUGGGUAAAACCGAACUUCCGCACGGUGACGCCGGAGUGGGAGCACAUGACCAUGUGUCUCAAUGAGGGAGUGGGCUAUAUCGCUCAUUUAAACAACUACAAAGUGCUACUGCUCCGACUCUGUGACAUAUUUGGAUUCAGCAUGCCUCGCCUGUACGAUUCCUUUAGUCUACCGGAGAGAAUGCUUUACAUGCUGCAAAAAUACUUAUUCUCUUACAUUGUGAAACUACCUGGUAUCUUCUCUAUCAUGAAUGCAGUGUUAAAUUCGUAUCUGGAUCAGGCAGCAGAUUUUGGAUACAGUAAACGUGCCGAACUUAAAAAGAGAUCACUCAAAAAGAUCUCAAAGAUUGUAUACAUUUAAAUUGUUUGAUUUACAAUAGAUCUGUAUUUAAUUUCUGUGACGUUUUAGCUAUGCACAGAUUUUGAUAAUCGUAUGAAUUCUGACAAGUUAACAAAAGAUAUACUUUUUUAUUACUGUAACUUUUGAUUAGAUAUUUUAUUUAUUUAUUGUACAUGACAGUAUCAAAAAGUAUA
Molecule: messenger RNA, 1852 nt
Organism: Wasmannia auropunctata (little fire ant)
Lineage: Eukaryota; Metazoa; Arthropoda; Insecta; Hymenoptera; Formicidae
Exons: 2
Coding region: 231-1679 (482 amino acids)
Molecular function (GO): oxidoreductase activity
Source: RefSeq, a predicted model, not a curated record